AACAGUCUAGUAAUCUUGAUCUUAUAAAAGUAGGCGGAGGCAAACCACGUGCUCACAUCAUGGGAAAGAAAAGACUAAAAGAAGUAAAGAAGAGGAGCAAAUCCACUCAAGCUAAAGUUAAUCCGUUUGAAGUGAGGAUCAAUAAGAGGAAAUACAGUGUACUGGGUCAGAGGAGGGAAAAAGGAGAGAAGGGAUUACCAGGAAUAUCAAGAUCCCGUGCUUUAGAGAAGAGGAAGAAGACUCUGCUAAGAGACUAUCAGGAGAGAGAUAAGACAAACCAGCUGCUGGAUAGGAGGUUUGGAACUGAUGACGUCCCAGAAGAAGAGCGAGAAUUGCAACGAUUCUUACUUGAGACCAAAAGGAGACACAAGCGUGGUAGUAUAUUUAAUCUUGAAGAGGAUGAAGAGGAAGGGUUGACUCAUUAUGGGCAAUCAUUAGGAGAUCAUGUGAACGAUAUUGUGUUUGAUGAUGAGGAGCAACUUGAUGAAUUUGAUGCUACUGAGAAUCAUUUUGGUGGUUUUUUGAAAAAGAAAGACACUCAGCAACCAACAGAUGGCAAUGAGGAGUCUGGUAGAACAAGGAAGCAGAUAAUGAGAGAAGUGGCUGCCAAAUCAAAACUACACAAAUAUGAGAGACAAGUUGAGAGAGAAAAGGUUGAAGAUAUGCUUGAUCAACUUAAUUCUGAUUGGAAUGACAUCAGAUCACUUCUGAAUCACUCAUCAAAAGCUGCUCCACCCACCAGUGCUAACGAAGAUGAUUAUGAUAGAUAUUUAGUUGAGUUGUCAAGGGAACCAAGAGGACAGGCUAAGGACCGUCUCAAAACUGAUGAAGAACUGGCUCAAGAAGAGAAAGUCCGUCUGGAGAGAUUAGAACAAGAACGACUCAAGCGCAUGAGUGGAGCUGCCUCCAUAACACAGGAGCACCAACACAUUAGUGCUGAUGAUGAUACCAGGGCUAUGGCUAAAGAAGACGAUCGUGUCAUGUUGCAGUAUGAUGAUGGACAACUUGUUUUACCAAAAGGAAUGACCAGCUUACUACCAGAUAGGGAGGAGGAAGAAGAUAUAGAAGAGGAGGAGGAGGAGGAAGAGGGAGAGGGAGAAGGUAGCAAUGAGGAGUUUGAUGAAGAUGAACAAGAAAACGAGAACAAUGACAUUGAUAGUCUGGGAGAAGAAGAAGAGGAUCCUAUGAAUGAUGUUUCUGAUGAUAUGAAGGACCCAGUCUCAUCUAAUAAUGAUAUACCAUUUGCAUUUAAAAAUGUUCCUUCAAAAGUAUCAGAAUUAGUGUCACUACUGCAGGACAGGACUCCAUCAGAGUGUGGUACUAUAGUACAACGAAUCAUUAGUUGUCAUCAUCAUGUACUAUCAAUGGAGAAUAAAGACAGAAUGAAGUCAUUUCUGAGGGUGUUACUGGAGUAUUGUCUUCACCAUACAAGACACAAUCCACUGAUACUGAAUGAACUUGUACAGUACAUUUAUGAAUUAGCCAAGAUUGAUACUAAGUACACAGUGAAGUCCUUUCAGCGUCAACUGAAGUUAUGCUAUAAGCAGCAUUGUACAGCCAACUUCCCUUCACUCUCUGAUAUAAUUUUAUUUAAAUUGAUAGCAGCUGUGUUUCCCACGUCAGACUAUCAGCACCCAGUAGUCACCCCCUCACUUCAUCUAAUGUGUACAUCACUGACAAAGACAACAGUGUGUAAUACCAUUGGGAAUGUUAUUGGUAGUAUCUGCCUGUGUAAACUGAUACUGGAGUAUGUUUCUGUGUCCAAGAGGUACAUACCUGAACUAGCAAACUAUCUCUGUAACUUACUUUUAUGUUUUUCAUCAGAAAAUGUUGUACCACUGACUCAUCCCUUCAGUGUUAAACUGAAGGAAUCUCUAUCUUUGUAUUCAUAUUCUAAAGAAGAGGAAGGUAUUGAUAUAUUAAAUGCGGAGUUGCUACGUUAUAGAAGUAUUGAUGAAUUAUCAUUGGAUCAAGUGAAAUUAUCACUGCUAAAGUUAACACUGGAGUGUCUGAACACAGUAAGUCAGUAUUGGUAUAACAGUCCAUCAUUUGAUGCCAUUUUUCAAACAACUCUGAACACUAUCAAAAGUUUGGAUGUUCCCAAGUCACUAAAGUCACUCCUUGAACAAGUUCAAGCAUCAAUAGAAUCAGGGAUCAGUCGUCCUAAGCCAAUCCUUCAAGUUUUAAGGCGUAAGCCGAAAUCUGUCAAGUUCUUUGAACCACAGUUUGAUAAUGACUAUCAGCCGGGAAGGAGGAAAGCUCCGAACAAGACUCAAGGAGAAAUGAUGAAACUAAAACACAAACACAAAAGAGAACUGAAGGGUGCUAUUAGAGAGAUACGUAAAGAUACAAAGUUCUUAGCACGUCAAAAACUUAAAGAACAGCUGACAAGAGAUGGUGAGCGUAAGAGAAAGGUGAAGCAGAUUGAAGGAUGGCUACAGGAACAGCAACACGACAUGAAAAUGGAGAAAAUAAGAAAAAGGAAAUGAUUGCUAAAGUAUUUUAAGUCAAUUUGCAUGUAAAGAGAACAAAACUAUAACCUUUUCUAUGUUGCAUGCAUGUCCAUUGUAUAAUGUGGAGUGGACAUGUGGGAUGAUUGUUCACACUAUUAUCAGAAUUUUAUAUAAAAUAA
This is a messenger RNA of Amphimedon queenslandica, 2632 nucleotides long. RefSeq names its product nucleolar protein 14-like. Bases 60 to 2489 code for a protein of 809 amino acids. The record is from RefSeq and is a predicted model, not a curated record. Gene Ontology annotation, biological process: maturation of SSU-rRNA. NCBI's taxonomy places the organism in Eukaryota, Metazoa, Porifera, Demospongiae, Haplosclerida, Niphatidae. Gene Ontology annotation, cellular component: small-subunit processome; Noc4p-Nop14p complex; nucleolus. The transcript is spliced from 27 exons.